GUGGGGUAUGAGUGUGUGUAGGUGUUUGAGGUGUAAGAGAGUAAGGUGAUGGUAAGAUAAAGGAGAAGGAAUGAGACGGAAUUGAAAGACAGAGAAACAGGAUAUGCGAGGUACAGGUGUACGAGAAGGAGGGAAGAUACGAGCGAAGACGGAAGGAACUGAAUAUAGCGGAAGUGUGAGAGGUAAGGAGUGAAAGGGACGGGAGAUUAAAAAAGAUGGCGAAAGUGUGUGCGCGUGGUAUUACAAAUAUUUUGUGAAGAAUUACUCAAAAAAUAUAUUGUGUGUGCAUUUUGUGGUAAAACUUUAAAAAUAAACAGUGGGAAUUGGGCUUGAGUGUUUUUCUCCGCUCCCUCCCACAUUUUUGGGGGCUCGUCCAACGGAAAACGGAUUUCAACCACGCGGUGCGACACAUUCAAGACUAACGACGCGACAUGCCACGCGGUAUGGCCACGACGACAAAGGAGAAGACGAAAUAUGAAGACGAUUACGACGGCGAUGGCAGCGGCGAUGCUCUGCUACAACUUUCAUACGGCGUUAUCCCUAAUUUCGACGGGGUUGACAAAAUAUACCCAGUGACCAAAUGGGUACAAGACGUUGAAGACCACGCGGAGAUAUGCGAGUGGAGUCCUCUACAAACACUCCUCUUCGCCAGGCGAUCUCUAACAGGAACGGCAGCGUUAUGGUUACGCUCCGAAAGCACGUUCAGAAGCUGGAACGAAUUAAAGACUGCCAUAACGAAGGAAUUUCCAGACGUGAUGGACCAGAAGACGGCACACGAAGUUAUGUCUGCACGCAAAAAACGUGUAGAUGAGUCGUAUCUGGAAUAUGUUUUCAUCAUGCGUGAACUCGGUAAACGCGGAAGAAUGCCGGAUUAUGUAGCUAUCAAAUAUAUAAUCGAAGGCAUACAAGACUUGGAAACAAAUAAGCUUAUGCUAUAUGGUAUCACUACCUACUCGGAAUUAAAGGAAAAACUCAAGAUUUAUGAACAAUAUAAAGAAAACAUCAAGAAACAACGAAAAGAAAAAACGACGUCAUUUAUCAAGACCGACAGAUAUCAACAUUGUCAAGCGCAAAAAGUAAGAUGUUACAGCUGUGGAAAAUAUAAUCAUUUAUCAGAACAAUGUCCGUAUCGCCAGCAAGGUGUUAAGUGCUUCAGAUGUAAUAAGUUCGGUCAUAUUGCUCCAGAGUGCCCAGAAAACAAAAUGGAGGCGAAGACAUCAUUGCCAACAACAGGAAUUCAUUCAUCGGAGAGAGAAAAACCGCAUACGACGACUUAUCAAACAUCGGAUAACUUCGGCAAACAUCGGCCGCAUGAAGAUUGGCGAAAACGUCCGAGACAGCCACUGAAGCAAAGUUACUUCAAUUUGCAGUAUGAGGGCGCUGCUUCCAACGAGGACACUCACGAAGUUCAACACGAUUCAACAUACACGAUUCAUUCCGAGAUUCAUUCAUCAGAAUACAAAACGAAGAUAGAAACAGAUGGUCAAAUAUCGACCAAUGAAGUUAGCAGCCCAAUGUUACUCAAGGUCAAGUCACAGAUAACAGGUUAUGACGGAAAAAAUGGCGAUUCCACCGGAACAAAUGUAAACAAACACGAUUUACACGAUAAUAUGAAGAAAAAGUUGUUGAAGACAAUUGAAAUUCAAGGAAAAUGUUAUGAAAACUGUCUUGUGGAUAGCGGAAGCGAUAUAAAUAUAAUCAGUGAAGAGAUUAGUGCGGGAUUUUCGACCGGAAAGCGGAUAAAUACAAGUUUAACAUUAUCAGGACUUGGAAACUACAAAGUGAAGGCAAACAGCGCAAUUACAUGUGAAAUUAUCAUAGAUGGAAGAAAAUACUACAACGUAAAGUUCUACGAAGUGACAAAAGAGUGCAUGCCAUUCGAAAUCAUACUAGGAAAUGACUUUUUAAGGACAGUAACUACAGUUAUAAAUAGGUGCUCAGUGUGGUUUAUGCCGAAAGAUGAAGAGUGGAUGUGUAGUUUGUUGUGUAAAGAGAAUGAGGAUGAGGUGAAUAAUCUUUGUUCCACAGGUCACAUCAAGAACACCGAGGUAAGAAAAGAAGUCCAGCAGUUAGUGCAAAACUACCAACCACAUCAGAUCUACGAGUCACCUAUCAAGAUGAAGAUUGUGCUCAAAGACGAAGUUCCAGUAGUUCAACGGCCACGACGGUUAUCUCUGAAGGAACAACAAGAAGUAGAAGAUCAGGUAAAUGAGUGGAAAAGAAGUGGAAUAGUACAGCAAAAGAUGAAGAGGAGGGUUUGCAAAGACUACAGAUGACACUUCAGACGGCAGCCAAUUAUGGAUUGCAAAUAAAUUGGAAAAAAGCUAGCCUACUUAUGACGAACAUCAACUUCCUGGGACACAGAAUUGAAAAUGGAGAAGUGAGACCAUCACAGGACAAAAUAGAAGCUGUGGCCAAGUUCCCAGAGCCUAAGACACUCAAACAAUUACAUAGCUUUGUGGGCCUAGCAUCAUAUUUCAGG
This is a messenger RNA of Pectinophora gossypiella (pink bollworm), 2482 nucleotides long. RefSeq lists its product as uncharacterized. The record is from RefSeq and is a predicted model, not a curated record. The transcript has 2 exons. Gene Ontology annotation, molecular function: zinc ion binding; nucleic acid binding. The coding region runs from base 432 to 2276 and encodes 614 amino acids. Lineage: Eukaryota; Metazoa; Arthropoda; Insecta; Lepidoptera; Gelechiidae.